UUUCUUUCUUUCUUUCUUUCUUUCUUUCUUUCUCUUUUUUGCGUUGUUCAUUGUAUACUAGUUAUGUGUCAGGCAUUGGAGAUUUACCAGUGAAUUGAUCAAAAUCUUCACAUUCAAGGACAAUAGAGUCUCAUGGGUGAUACUGAGCAGAAGCAGGCAGUUAUAACAGGGGAUGCACUAGGUUGGUGCAGGGGGUAUUGAAGCCCCGGGGAGUUUGAUUUCUUAGAGUUUGCCUGGCUUGGUCAUGAUGGAGUGCUGGGUAAAGGAUGGAGUGCAGAUACCCCAUGCAGGAGAAGCAAUAUAUCCAUUGGGCCAAAUAUUAGAGGGAAAAUGUGGGAAAAAGGGAAUUCCAUGUGGUUCAGUGUGACUGGACCCUCUAGCACGAGAAGAACAGUGGCACAAAGAAGUCAGAGAGAUGCAGGGAUCAGAUCACACAGAGUCUUACACCAACCUGAGGACUUAGAAGCUUAUCCAUAGGGACUAGGGAGCUUUUGAAAGGUUUUAAACAGCAGAAAGACUUAUUUAGAUUUUCAGUUUAGAAAGAUCACCCCGCCUGCAGAUUAGAGGAGGUAAGACUCAAACCAGGGAAACCAAUGGAGAAUCUGUUGAAAAAUGUAGGUGUGAGAUGGUAAUAGCCUGAGUAAAAAAAAAAAAAAAAACUAAAUAAAUAAAGAUUUAUUUUUAAAAUUGUUUUCAUUUGAGAGAGAAAGAGUGAGCAUAAAUGGGGGAAAGGGAUAGAGGGACAGAAAGAAAGAGAAUCCCAAGCAGGCUCCACGCUCAGUGCAGAGCCUGAUGUGGGGCUUGAUCCCAUGACCCUGGGAUCAUGACCUGAGUUCAAAAUCAAAAGUCAGAUGCCCAACCAACUGAGCCACCCAGGCACUUCAAAAAACUAAAUAAAUAAAAUAAAACUUAAAGAUCACCUGUUGAGUUCCUACCAUGUGCCAGAUAUAGUGCUAAUUGUUUUAUGCACUUAUUUCAUUUUAUCUUCAUAACAACCCCAACAUGUAGGUAUUAAUAUCUGUUUUACAAAUGACAGAAUUAAAAAUUAGAAAAAUUAAGUGAUUUAGCCAAAGUUCAUGCUGUUAUUAAUUGGUAGAUUUGAACUGGAACUUUCCAUUCCUGAAGCUCUUGCUUUUAACAGCUGUGCUGUGAUCGUUGAAAUCUAAGGUGAUGGCAAUGUGAACAGAGAGAAGUGAGUGGAUGUGAGAAAUAUUAUAUGGAGGUCGACUCAAUUAGACCUGGUGAUCAAUUAAUUGGGUGGUGGUGUUGAGGAAGAAAAGUCUAGGAUAAUUCUAGCCUUUUGGCUUAGGCACCUGGGUAGAUGUCAGUGCGACGGUGGUGAUAUUCACUGAAAUGAGGAACACAGAAAGAGAAGCAAGUUUGGGUGAGGUUUACAGAUGAUUAAAUCAUUUUGGACAGAGUGAUUUUGAGGUACCUGUGAAACAUUUGAGUGGAGGUGUCCAGGAAGUAGCUGGGAUCAGGGACUAGAGAUCAGGACACAGAUCUGGGCUAGAGAGAUAAAUCUUCACAGCAACCUCAAAGAAAUGACACUGACACCAUGUUAAUAGAUGAGAUCAUCCAGAGACAGUGCAUACAGUGAAGAAAUAAACAGGUUGCAAUUAGAAUCCUGGGGAAUGUUGUCCUUAAAGGUGUGGAAGGAAGAAGAAACUGAAGGAAAUGAGGAGUGGACAGAGAAGUGAAAGCCAAGAAAUAAAAGCGUUACAAGAAGAAAAACAUCAGAAAUGUUAGUCAGUUAGCAUGUUCUCAAAGAGCAUAAUUCAGAAGAAAGGAAAAACCUCAUUUGUCUGAAUGAUGUUCAUCACAGCGUAAAGAUCUGGAAACAACCCAAAUACUCAACAAUGUGGAAUGCCUAUGUGAUAUGACACAGUCACUCAUGUACUAUUCUGUAGCUUUAAAAUGACCAUUAAAAAGACUGUUAUACUGACGAAAGUGUUCAUGUUACAUGAACAGAAGAAAGAAUAAUAAAAAGCUUGAUGCGGGUUUCUCUUUCCGAUCCACCAUCUGCAGUGGAACCACCGCCAAGUUGCAGAUUUUCAUGAAAACCCAUAUGAGGAAGAUCAUCACUCUCGAGGUUGAACCCUUGGAUACAAUAGAAAAUGUAAAGGCCAAGAUUCAGGAUAAGAAAGGAACUCCUCCUGAUCAGCACAGACUGAUCUUCUCUUGCAAGCAACUGGAAGAUGGACAUACUUUAUCUGACUGUAGCAUUCAAAAGGAGUCCACUCUUCAUCUUCUGUUGCGACUUUGUGGUGGUGCUAAGAAAAGGAAGAAGAGAGAAGCCUGGGUGACUCAGUUGGUUAAGCAUCUGACUCUUGAUUUCAGCUCAGGUCAUGAUCUCCGGUUUGUGGGAUCAAGCCCCGCAUCAGGCUCUGUGCUGACAGUGCAGAGCCUGCCUAGGAUUUUCUGUCUCCCUCUCUGUCUCUGCCCUUCCCCUGCUCGUGCUCUCUCUCUCUUUCUUUCUCUCAAAAGUAAACAUUUAAAAAAAAAAAAAAAAAGAGGAAGGAAGGAAAGGAAGAAGUCUUACACCACUCCCAAGAAGAAUAACCAUAAGAGAAAGAAGGUUCAGCUGUCUGUCUUGAAAUACCAUAAGGUGGAUGAGAAUGGCCAAAUCAAUCACCUUCAUCUGGAGUGCCUUUCAGAUGAAUGUGGUGCUGGAGUUUUUAUUACUAGCCACUUUGGCAUUAUUUUGGUAAGUGUUUUCUGACCUGUUGCUUCAAUAAUCUGGAAGACAAGGAAUUCUAUAUGGGUUAAUAAAAGACAUGAAAUAACAAGAACAACAAAAAAGCUUGAUGCACACCUUGAUUUUAACUGGACCCUGAAAGUCCAGUUCCUUGACGGUAGUAAUCUUAUCUUAUUCAUCUCUAAACCCCAAGCCUAGGAUAACGUCCAGUACAUGAUUGGUUCUCAGUAAAUGUUUGCUGAAUGAAUGAACUACUUAAAAACUAUUUUUUUAUAUGUGGUCAAGGAUUGGAAGGAGAAAAAAUACAGUUACCUGAUGUGUUAAGACAGUGGGAUUAUGGGUGAUUUUCUUUAUAUUAUGUUUAUACCGUUAGUGGAAAUCAGGAGGGAAAAAUAUUCAGAUAUUUGGGAGCUAUUUGGUAGUUUUACAAAAUGGUUUUCUUUGCACAGAUGAUUUUAAUUUCAUAACUCUGUGAAAUAGGAUGGUUGAGCCCUUAAUGUUCUUCUGAAAAGAAAAUGGGAGUAUAGAGAUAUUGAAUUCCCUUUUGUUGUUCUAGAGUCAGCUGGUAAUAAGAUUCACAUUAAAAGCUAUGGUUUUUUAGUUUAUAAUUCAUUGUUUCAUCUCCUUAGCUAGUUUACUUUCUCCAUUUUGGAAACAGUGCAAAAAGAGAGUUCAGUAUCAGCAUGGCAAGUUCAGAUAUAUGUGUUAUUUUACAUAGAAUUGCUGUUCUUUGUGGUUGUCUUCUUUCACU
Messenger RNA from Acinonyx jubatus (cheetah), 3449 nucleotides. RefSeq names its product ubiquitin-40S ribosomal protein S27a-like. The transcript has a single exon. Gene Ontology annotation, cellular component: ribosome; cytoplasm; nucleus. Gene Ontology annotation, molecular function: protein tag activity; structural constituent of ribosome; ubiquitin protein ligase binding. Gene Ontology annotation, biological process: protein ubiquitination; translation; modification-dependent protein catabolic process. The record is from RefSeq and is a predicted model, not a curated record. The coding region runs from base 1964 to 2722 and encodes 252 amino acids. NCBI's taxonomy places the organism in Eukaryota, Metazoa, Chordata, Mammalia, Carnivora, Felidae.